This is a messenger RNA of Scatophagus argus, 3265 nucleotides long. It is a transcript of the gene mcm10, whose product is annotated as minichromosome maintenance 10 replication initiation factor. Gene Ontology annotation, cellular component: nucleus; replication fork protection complex. Lineage: Eukaryota; Metazoa; Chordata; Actinopteri; Scatophagidae. Gene Ontology annotation, biological process: DNA replication; DNA replication initiation. The record is from RefSeq and is a predicted model, not a curated record. Gene Ontology annotation, molecular function: DNA replication origin binding; single-stranded DNA binding. Bases 404 to 3106 code for a protein of 900 amino acids. The transcript is spliced from 18 exons.
UUGACAUUUAUGAUUUCUGUAACUGUUACCCGUGUUACAAUUUGGACUGUGUCUGUUUAAAUGGGCCCAGUGAACCAGUUUCCUUAGGCUGAACAUGGAUUUACGUAACUCAUCUCUUUCAAAUAGAUUGUACCUUUCUUUCCAGUGUAGACAGCCCUUGUGUUUUGCCAGUACAGCCUUUUGAUGUCUUUGGUCAGACAGACAGAAUACACACUAGGUACAGUGUGGUCCGUCCACACAGGGAGUUUCCAUUGGACGAUAUUUACCUAUAACUGUGCUGCCCUUACGUAUACGUGGCUACACAUCCAACUCAUAACUGUGGCAGUGUUUGGUCGAUAAUUUAACUGAAGAGACGUCACCGGUUCAUCUGAAAUCAGCACAGCCGUUCACAUAGCUAAAUAAAAUGGACCACGAGGAUGAUCUGGAUAUUUUGACAGCGCUGCUGGCUGAGAGCGAGGGCAUCGGAGUAGAAGAGGAGCAGACAGACGACUUGGACGGCCUGUUUGAUGACGACAAUGAUGAGGAGGAAGAGUACAAAGAUGGUGAUGAGCAGGAAGGGCAAGAGGUAGAGAGAGGAGACGUAGUAUCAGAUCUCUUCGGAGAUGUGGAAGACAUUCAAAGUGAAGAGAAAGACACUAAAGGAAAAGGUGGAGGAGAAGCAUGUAAGAGUCUGGACGUGUCCAGGGAGGAUUUACAAGAAGAGCUCAGGCGCAUGCAGGAGCAGAUGCAGCGGCUGCAGCAGCAGCUGGAAGCAAGCCAAAAAGUUUCUACCUCAUCUUCAACUCCAGUCUUGACUGCAGAGAGCUCAUCUGGCUCCAAACCAAUGACUCCCAAACUGUCCCAGAUGAAGCCAGCCGCUGCCACACAGAAGACCAGGACCCAAGCAGUAACAUCUUCAUCCACUCCAGUCAGAGAAAGAAGUGUGAAACUCCAGGAGUCCUCUGACUUUUUUGAUCAGCUCAACACUGCAGACUCCUUCAAGCGCAAACCCAGGGUAGCCCACCAUCCCAAAUCCAGCACAUCAGAAGACAGAGGGCCACUGGUGGAAAUAAAGAUCGGCAGCUCCUUCCAGCCAAUAGAAGCUACCAGCAAGGUUACCAAUCCUCUUUGUUCACCUCCAUCCUCUCAGAGCAGACCUGCAUCAGCUUCGUCAACAGGACAGCCUAAACCUGCCUCCCUUCCUCCUCUUCCUAAAGAUGUUGGUGUUGAAAAGUACUCAGGACUGCGGCUCAGAAAACCGCGUGUUUCAUCUAGCGAGAUGGACCAAAAGAUGGCAAAUCGCCGUCUGAUCCGCCUAUCACAGGUGCCGGAGCGCUUGGUUCGGGAAAAUCUGGAGGAUAGUGACUGGGUUACUUUUGCGGUGCUGGUCAGCAAGGCUACGCCACAAAGCAACAGCAGUGGCAAAACCUUCAGCAUCUGGAAACUGAGUGAUCUUCAUAACCUGGAAGUGUUUGUGUCGCUGCUGCUGUUUGGCGAAGUCCAUAAAGAGCACUGGAAGACUGAGCCAGGCACCGUCAUCGGCCUCCUCAACCCAAACCCCAUGAAGCAGAAAGACGGAUAUGACGGGGUGAGCCUGACGGUGGAUCACCCACAGAAGGUGUUGCUGAUGGGUGAAGCUCAGGACUAUGGCACCUGCAAGGCCAUGAAGAAGAACGGAGACCCCUGCUCUCAGAUCGUCAAUAUGUAUGAGUGCCAGUAUUGCCAGUAUCACGUGAAGGCCCAGUAUAAGAAGAUGAGCUCAAAGAGGGCAGAGCUACAGUCGUCAUUUUCUGGAAAAGCUCCCAACAAGGUGAAGGUGAAGGGCAGUGGUGGUGGCCUGAGAGAGCGUCUGUGUCAAGACGGUUUCUACUACGGUGGUGUGUCCUCAGCCGCCUGCGCCGCCUCACUAAGCGCCUCCAGACCCAACAAACCCACCCAGAAGACUCUGGACAAGCUGUUUGUGAAGGGAUCAGCUCAGCUUGUCCAGCAGGCCAAGACACUGGCUGUGCAGUCCGGUGAAGUUUCAGGUUGUUCAAAUGAAUUUAAGAGUCUGAUGUCGAUGCCAACACCUGGAGCUCUGCAACUGAGGAAGCACUUAACACAGAGCAGCCAAUCAGUCACCAAAGAUGCAGCUGGAGCGCCACUCCAGUCCAUCUCAGCUUCAGACCUGCUGAAGCAGCAGAAACAGAAGCAGCAGGAGUUUCUGCGAAACCGCCGACAGAGGGCAGAACAGAUCCAGAAGAGGGUACUGCAGGGCUCGGCUGGGCCCAAACCCGAGUCAUCAUCCUCACUGGGCCGGGACAAUCUGACUUCCCCCAAAGCGGCGUCUGAGGUCCCCAAGGCGACCCGAAGCCCUGCAGCACCCCACACUCCCACACUGGGCCGAGGCUUCUCUGAGGGGGAUGACAUCCUCUUCUUUGAGAACAGCCCACCACCGGUGCCUGCAGCCCGUGCUCUUAGCCUAUCAGCUGCCAAGCUGACUGCUCUGAAGAAGCUGAGAGCCAAAGGGGUGGGGCUUGAAAAGGAAGACCCCAACGCUGUUAAGAGGAAGAGGAGGAACAGUGCUGAGAUCAACGCCCGGGUGGAGAAGAGUCUCACCUCACCCAAAGGUGAAUCAUCCAGCAAUGAGGAAGAUGAACCGGCCCAGAAGAAGAAACGAGAUCAACUCCUUUACGUCCAGUCAGAGGAGUUUCAAAAGAUCCUCAACGCCAAAUCUCGCCACAUUGUUGUGCUACAGGCGGCGGAGUACCAGCUGCAGGAGCGCUACUUUGAUGUUUUAGUGAAGAAGGAGCAGAUGGAGGAGAAGAUGAGGAACAUCAGAGAGAUGAAGUGUCGCGCUGUUACAUGUAAAAAGUGUAAUUACACGUACUUUAAGCCUGCGGAUCGUUGCGUGGAGCAGAAUCACGACCUGCGGUGGCACGAUGCCAUGAAACGUUUCUUCAAAUGUCCCUGUGGACAGAGAGCCAUCGCUCUAGACAGGCUGCCCAACAAACACUGCACAAACUGUGGUCUGUUUAAAUGGGAGCGUGAUGGGAUGCUGAAGGAGAAAUCUGGACCAAAGAUCGGUAGGGAGCUUCUCCUGCCUCGAGGAGAGGAGCACGGCAAAUUCCUCAACAGCAUGAAGUGACGGCACCGAGCUGGUUGUUCGUUUUAGAAUCUUCCGUUUGUAUGAAUUAUGUUUUUAAAGGUUUUUUGUUUGUUUUUUACUAAUUAUGGAGAUUUGAAUGUCUGAUAAUAUUUGAUAUGCUGGAAAUAAGCUGAUUAAACUAAUAAUUUGCAACAUUUC